AAAGUAGAUUUGGUGAUAUUCUGUUUGAUUAUUUUGUUCAAUAAUUCUGCAGAUGUAGAAGUCCCAGUUGCUUGUGUCAUACUGGUAUUCUUGUUUGCCCUCCAACAUUACGGGACACACCGAGUAGGAUUCCUUUUUGCACCAAUUGUUAUAACGUGGCUUUUAUGCAUCAGUGCCAUUGGUGUAUACAAUAUUGUCCACUGGAAUCCCCAUGUUUACAAAGCACUCUCUCCUUACUACAUGUACAAGUUUUUGAAGAAGACCCAAAAGGAUGGUUGGAUGUCCUUGGGUGGGAUUUUGUUGUGUAUAACAGGUUCCGAAGCUAUGUUUGCUGAUCUUGGACAUUUUUCACAGUUGUCUAUCAAGAUUGCAUUCACCUUUGUGGUUUACCCAUCCUUGAUCCUAGCAUAUAUGGGGCAAGCUGCUUAUCUUUCCAGGCAUCAUUCUAAUGAAAGUUACUACCGGAUUGGAUUCUAUGUAUCAGUACCUGAGAAAAUCCGAUGGCCUGUUCUGGGAAUAGCCAUACUCGCAGCAGUUGUGGGAAGCCAAGCCAUCAUCACCGGGACUUUCUCUAUCAUCAAACAGUGUUCUGCUCUGGGUUGUUUUCCAAAGGUCAAAAUAGUCCACACAUCAUCCAAAAUACAUGGCCAAAUUUACAUUCCGCUCAUCAACUGGACUUUAAUGAUGCUGUGCUUGGCUGUUACUAUUGGUUUCAGAAACACGAAACACAUAAGCAACGCAUCAGGUUUGGCAGUUAUAACUGUCAUGUUGGUAACGACCUGCCUAAUGUCUCUUGUUAUCAUCCUCUGCUGGCACAGAAAUGUUUUCCUAGCCCUUUGCUUCAUAUUCUUCUUCGGUUCCAUAGAAGCGCUCUACUUCUCAGCUUCACUCAUGAAGUUCCUUGAAGGGGCUUGGGUGCCUGUUGCUCUCGCCUUCAUCUUUCUAGCAAUCAUGUACGUUUGGCACCAUGGCACGCUCAAGAAAUAUAAGUUCGAUGUUCAAAACAAGGUUUCCAUCAACUGGCUACUCGGGUUAGGUCCAAAUCUUGGAAUUGUUCGGGUCCGUGGCAUUGGCUUAAUACACACCGAGCUUGUAUCCGGAAUCCCAGCCAUUUUCUCUCAUUUCGUCACCAAUCUCCCUGCUUUCCACCAAGUUUUAAUCUUCCUCUGCGUCAAAUCUGUCCCGGUGCCUCACGUUAGACCUGAGGAAAGGUUCCUCGUGGGAAGAAUCUGCCCAAGAGAGUACCGAAUUUAUAGAUGCAUUGCACGGUAUGGUUAUCGUGACAUUCACAAAGACGACGUGGAGUUUGAAAAAGACUUGGUUUUUAGUAUUGCUGAGUUUAUCCGGUCAGAGAAUCCAGAAUACAAUGUAGAUUUGGAGUGUGACGAAAAAAUGACUGUUGUUGGAACUGCCUCAACAAAUCUAGAAGGUAUAAAGAUGUGCGAAGAAGACGUAGACGAAGAUUUUUCAGAACUGAGGGAGAUAAGAUCCCCAGAAUUUCCAAGGAAGAGAGUGAGGUUUGUUUUGCCAGAGAGUCCUCAGAUGAACAUAACCGCGAGAAAGGAGCUGCAGGAACUGAUGGAAGCGAGGGAGGCGGGGAUGGCAUUUAUAAUGGGGCAUUGUUACGUGAGGGCAAAGAGGGGAUCGAAUUUGAUUCAGAGAAUUGUGAUUAAUAUAGGAUAUGAUUUCUUGAGGAGGAACUUUCGGGAUCCAAUGCAUGCAUUGAGAGUUCCUCAUGCAACUACUCUAGAGGUAGGGAUGAUCUACCAUGUCUAGCUUAGUUUUGAUGAUUAUAGAGUAUAGUUAUGCAUUCUGUUCAAAAAACAAGAGUAUAGUUAUGUAUUCAAUUUGUGUUUCUUUUUCUGCUACUGUAAAUGAUAGAGAGGCUUUUUGUGCUAUGCUAAUCCAGUGUAUUUUAAUUA
Messenger RNA from Camellia sinensis, 1922 nucleotides. NCBI's taxonomy places the organism in Eukaryota, Viridiplantae, Streptophyta, Magnoliopsida, Ericales, Theaceae. The record is from RefSeq and is a predicted model, not a curated record.